Messenger RNA from Cataglyphis hispanica, 3121 nucleotides. RefSeq names its product UDP-glycosyltransferase UGT5-like. Bases 43 to 2994 code for a protein of 983 amino acids. Gene Ontology annotation, molecular function: UDP-glycosyltransferase activity. The transcript has 10 exons. The record is from RefSeq and is a predicted model, not a curated record. NCBI's taxonomy places the organism in Eukaryota, Metazoa, Arthropoda, Insecta, Hymenoptera, Formicidae.
UUUACUUUUGCGACAGGAUAAUUUACUGAGAUCAUUGGAAGAAUGUGGUCUAAAAUGUGUUUGUUCUUAAUAUAUGUGUUUUUGUGUACGAUAGUGCAAUAUAAUGUGACACACGCCAAAAGAAUAUUAGUUAUAUCAAAUUAUCCAUCGUACAGCCAUCAAAUAGUUUACCGUAAUUUAUGCUUAGAAUUAAACAAACAGGGUUACGAGAUUGUGUCGGUCACUACAGACCCUAUAAAAAACUCUUCUUUAAAAAAUUAUAGAGAGAUUGAUUUAAAUUACUUUUAUAAGGGUUUUUCUGAAUAUGUAACGCUAUCAUCAUUUAAUAAUAUCGCAGAAGCAAGCUUGCAGUUAAAAUUUUUAGAGGUAGAAAGUAUUGUAUGGAGUGGGAUUCACAUCUUAAAUCGCGAGGUCUUUAAACAUCCAGAAAUGAAGAAAUUAUAUGCAAGUGAUAGCAAUGAACACUUUGACGCAGUUAUUGUAGCGCAAGGCCCCACAGUUUCAUUGAAUGCCUUUGCAUACAGAUUCAAUGCACCUCUCAUAGGUAUCUCAAGCCUGGAUGGAUAUAAUUAUAUGCGCUAUAUGCUUGGAUCUUUAAUUCUCCCAUCGCAUAUUUCCAAUUGGCAAAUCAAUACGAUACCUGAAAGCAAUAUGUCAUUUUGGAGAAGACUCGUUAACUUUUGUGAAGUGUGGAAGCAUAUGUAUGACUGGAUAAACGUACAUAUUCCUAUAGAGGAUGCACUCGCAAAGAAGUAUUUAGGAGAAGACCUGCCUCACAUUAAUGAUAUAACGAAAAACAUGAGUAUAUACUUGACGAACAAACAUCCAGCGCUUUCUUAUGUCAGAUCUGAACAACCAAACCUCAUAUUUUUCCAUGGUUUUCAUAUCGCAAAAGUACCACCUGCCCUGCCAAAAGAUUUAAAACAGUUUCUCGACAACGCGACCGAAGGAUUUAUUUACGUCAGUCUUGGAACCAACGUUAAAUGGGAAUAUUUACCGAAUAAUACAUAUCAAUCCUUUGUUAAAGCGUUUUCAGCGCUGCCGUACAAAGUUGUUUGGAAACAUGACCCUGACCUAUUACCUGGCGAGUUUGAGAACAUACUAGCAUCGAAAUGGUUUUCCCAGCAAAGUAUCCUUGCUCAUCGAAAUAUCAAGCUAUUUAUUUAUCAAGGCGGCCUGCAAAGUACCGAGGAAGCUGUUCAUUAUGAGGUUCCUAUCAUAGGAUUUCCCAUUAUGUGGGAUCAGAUAUUUAAUGUGCAAUAUUUAAAAAAAUUGGGCAUUGGAGUUCAACUUCAUAUAAACAAUAUUUCGAAAGAAAGCAUUGAGGCUGCUAUAUAUGAAGUUAUAAAUAAUAAAAGAUACAAAGAUCAGAUGAAACAUCUAAGUCAACUUUAUAAUGACGGACCGUACGACAGUCUUCAAAAUACAAUAAGAUGGAUCGAGUACGUGAUACGGCAGAAUGGGACGCCUUUCUUGCGAGAUAAUAUUUGUAACGAGAUGUGGUAUCAACGAUACGAUUGGGAUAUCAUUGGAUUUUUUGCUAUAGUAAUAUUUAUAGCAUCUCUUCUUGUUCUUUGGAUAUUAUAUCAGAUUUUACGAUUUCAUUUACGAAUAUUAUCGAAUUCUCUGCGUAGCAAAAUGUAUAGAGUUAUUUGUAAAAUGUGCGUGAUUUUAUCUCUAUGGCUGCUGCCGGCAAACAACAUUGCGAAUGCUAAAAGGAUUCUCGUGAUCACGUAUGCACCGUUUUACAGUCAUCAAAUAGUUUUUCGAUCGUUAUGUUUAGCCUUAAACAAACGAGGGCACGAAAUAAUCAUAUUAACUACACUUCCGAUGAGAGAUUCGACGUUAAAAAACUAUACAGAAAUUAAUUUGUCAAGUACCGCAACCUCUUUUGUUAAAAAGUACAAAACAGAAUUUUUGCGAUUGAUAAAUGACGAUGAUGACAAAUUGUUCAAACACAUCUUGAACAAAACGAACAUGUUUAGCGACAUCAUAUUUGAUGAACCAAAAUUUAAGGAACUUUAUAGAAAAGAUAGUAAUGAAACAUUUGACGCGGUUAUCGUAGAAGCAAUAAGCAGUCCGGCGGUAUUUACUAUGGCAUAUAGAUUUAACGCUCCUCUCAUAGGAGUCAUAUCUAUGGGCAUACAUAAUCAUCAACGAUAUAUUUUUGGUAGUCCCAUACUUCCAUCACAUGUUUCAAAUUGGGAACUUAAUACAUUAGUUGAGGAAAAUCCAUCAUUUUGGCAAAGAUUGCAAAAUUUUAUCAAGACAUGGUCCUCUAUUCAUUAUUAUGUUAAUAAUUUCUUAACUAUGGAGCAAGAAACGGCUAAAAAAUAUCUCGGAAAUGAUAUACCACGCGUCAUCGAUAUAAUAAAAAACAUGAGAGUCUUGUUAGUUAAUGAAAACCCGGCGAUCGUGUACCCUAGACCUGAACAACCAAAUGCAGUAUUUUUUAGCGGAAUCCAUAUACAAAAAACACUGCCACCUCUGCCAAAAAAAUUAGGACAAUUUCUAGAUAACGCAACAGAAGGAUUUAUUUAUGUGAGCUUUGGAAGCACCAUUUCCUGCCCUUUCCAGAAAGAAAUGCUAGAAAACUUUGUCGAAGUAUUUUCCAAGUUAUCUUAUAAAAUAAUUUGGAAACUUGAUUGCGACGAAUUGUCAAGAAAGAUUGUAAUCGAUAAUGCAUUUAUCUCGAAAUGGUUUCCGCAACAAGGCAUAAUCGCUCAUCCGAACAUCAAGUUGUUUAUUUAUCAAGGCGGACUUCAGAGUACCGAAGAAGCUGUUUAUUAUGCAGUUCCAGUCCUGGGAAUUCCUAUUCUAUCCGAACAGAAAGUUCAAGUUCGACGAUUGGUUUCAUUAGGUGCAGCAAUAUAUCUCAAAUUAAACGAAAUAACCAAAAAAUCUCUCUCUACAGCCAUUCAUCAGAUUCUAAAUGAUAAAAGUUAUAAAGAGAAGAUGACAUAUCUAAGUUCUCUACAAGGAUCAACCAUAUGACAGUAUGGAAAAAGCAAUAUGGUGGAUAGAAUUCGCGAUGCGCCACAAAGAAGUAAAUCAUCUCCGAUUUAGCGAAUGCGAUAAACCAUGGUAUCAACGUUAUGAUGUAGAUAUCAUUGCUCUACUU